AUUGACAUGGCCAGGCACUCCCGUGGCGCCAAGGCCGCCUCGCCGUCGAAGAUGUCCGAGAAGCCCAAGCAAAAAGGCAAGGGAGGAUCGUUGUCCAAGCGAGCUUCAGCUCAUGGAACCAAGUCGCGCGGCAAUAGGACUCUUCCGUUUCCAGAGGAAGUGUUGCCAUUGAUCUACCCGUUCCUAACAUGGCGGGACACUUAUCGUGUGCGAGGAGUCUCGCGAUCAUGGCAAACGGCCUAUCGUGCAUCCCUAGAACAUGCUUCCCUGGUGUGGACUUCACAAGUAUUUCAAGGCGAAUCAUGGGAUGAAAUCCUUGGCAAGUUGCAAGCGCACGAACAAGUCUUCGAGACGCCAACACUGCCCCACUUGGCGUGGGUGAUUGCCUCUGGCCAACCGCAUUCGUUUCGGCGCAUGUCAGGAUGGCAAAAGCUUCUCGACGUUGUCACACAGCGGAAUUUGCUUCCUGUGACUUGCAAUGUCGUGUGCGCCUACAGCGAUGCUGGACUGAUUGGCUACAACACCAACGGGGGGGUUCCACCUACCGAACUCGAGUCGGACACGAUCGACGGAAACAUGGCGCUCGCUAUCACAGUGGGGCAUCUCCCAGGCACGUCGUUGACGCUCGCCCUUCCCGAGAAAGAUGAGAUCAAUGCAAUCUUGCGAGCAGUCCAGGCUGGCGCCGGUACGAGCGCUAGUCUUGGGCUUCCCCGCGACACGUCGUCUGUCGUUGUGCUCAGCACGAACGGCCGCCAGAGUGCCAAUCUUCUUCGAGGUCUCCACUUUCUCCAUCCAUCCCUCGAGUCAGUCGUCGGUGCGCUGGUGCAUUUCACCGACAGGUGCGUCCCACUGGUGUACCGCAAUGCGACCUACAACCCAACCAACCGCACGUGGCAAAAUCACCUUGUACAGACCACAAAUCUGCUUGUGGGGUUCUCUGGCCGCGUUCGAGCAGCUCCGUUCGUGUCUCUGGGCUUCGAAGUGUGCUCGCCCAUCCUGCAGUGUGCGGGUGUCGUCGAAGAAGAGCAUUUCCACCUGUUGCACAUGUACGACGCCGUCCAUACGGCAGAGAACCCGACGAGACCAGUCCACCCCCUCGACGUCAUGCGCCUGCCUCCGCCCCAGGGAAGUCUGCACUUGUUUGUGGCCGAUUCAGCAGCUACGCUGGAAUCUUUCGUGGUCGCGCCCAGCCCGACAUACUCCGAAAAUGCAGCAGGACUCACGUGCAUCGAGUGCAUGUACGACAUCGACAAACACAUUUUAUUCUCGCAGUCGUCCGGAGAUCUGACGAUUGUCGAUUACUGGCCCGUCGGCGCAUACGGCGUGUUUUGCACCCAAACAGCGGCAGCAGCGCGACAUGACUUUAUCGCUUCGCUGAAGCAGGUACAGGACAAGGUCGCUGCGGAAGGAGGUCAAGCCAUCGGGGCACUAACAUUCCCGUGUGCCGCCCGCGGCGCUGUGUUUUACGACGUGCCAAACGCCGAGGGCGACUUGUUUCAUGCUGAGUUUCCAAGCCUUCCUCUGACAGGGGUGUUUGCCGGCGGGGAGAUCGGCCCGAUGGCACUUCCGGGGGGCACAUGCGCCGCUGCGUCGACCCAAUUGCAGCAGUUUACGACCUGUGGCGCGGUUUUCUACUCGACAUAAGAUGGAAGGGAUGCUGGGAAAGGUUGGCUAUCUCGUUGUGCAAGUUGUUGCUAGCCAGCCAUUGCAUCAUCGUUCGGCCGACCCCUUGCGCCAUGGAGAUGAUGGUUCGAAAUGGGUCUGGUCUUCACUAGGAUAAGCAUCCACAAGGAAAUGACCGACACAGUCGGCACGAAUGAAGGACGAAUGGAAUCUAAGUGGGUUCUUGGGGUAUGGAAAAAAUGGUCAAGUCCUACGCCUUGGUCUGUUGGUUGCCAACUUCGACAGAGGCCGUGACCAAGUCCCGCAGGAUGUCGCAGAGGCGCUUGUGGUUGAAGACGCGUUUUUCAUACCGGUCUUCCGUCAACUUGACGUGUUUUUUGUUUUUGUUGUAGCGGGGGCCGCACAGUUGAAUAAAAAUCUCCUUUUGCGCGUCGGACAACGAGAGCGCGCUUAGCGGCACUUCCAUCGUCACCUUGGUAUCGUACGUGGUCUGGUCAUCCAAAAAGAGUUUGUUGUCAAAGUCUUCAAGGGUCACGUUCAUUUGCAUGGCGAUCUUCGACCCGUCCAGCAACGGGUGGAUCGUGGAUUCCCAUGAAUGGUCCAUGAACGGGACGAGGUCCUCAAACACUUGAAGCAUCUCCACAUCGUGCUUCAUGUCGUCCGUGAAUCCUUCGGGGAAAUCCGUGUUCCACCAGCUAGGGUUUUCAAAGUUCUCUUGGAUUUCAGGCAAGUCGUUGCCUUCCCACGUGUCGAACGCAGUGUGGAAAACGCGUUCGACAUCGCCUUCCAAUGGAUCAAAGUUGUCACCGCCGUCGUCAUUCUUCUUUCUCUGAGUGGAGAAACUGCGCAUCGCAUGAAGAGAAGAAGGAGCGACCACCUUCGUCACGGUGAACUUCUGGGUCGCAUGACGGCCAACUCGUUGGAGCGCGGCGCGGAAGGCCAUUAUGCAAUGCCAAAACGCAAAUUGACA
Messenger RNA from Aphanomyces invadans, 2593 nucleotides. RefSeq lists its product as hypothetical. Lineage: Eukaryota; Oomycota; Saprolegniomycetes; Saprolegniales; Verrucalvaceae. The transcript has 3 exons. Bases 7 to 1644 code for a protein of 545 amino acids. Gene Ontology annotation, molecular function: protein binding. The record is from RefSeq and is a predicted model, not a curated record.